This is a messenger RNA of Bactrocera neohumeralis, 691 nucleotides long. RefSeq lists its product as uncharacterized. Bases 275 to 586 code for a protein of 103 amino acids. Lineage: Eukaryota; Metazoa; Arthropoda; Insecta; Diptera; Tephritidae. The transcript has 3 exons. The record is from RefSeq and is a predicted model, not a curated record.
UAAAUUCGGGUUUCAGUUCGGCUUUUACCGUUUGAACGAAAACAGUCGGCGAAUGGAAAGAUUUAUUUUCUGUUGGAUGAAAAUUGAGUUUAUAGAAAGUUAAGACUAACUUUUAUACAAAAACAAAAAAAAAAACAAAAAAAUAAUUAAAUAAAUUUUCUUAAAAUUGCAUAAUUUAUAUUUAAAUUUUGUGACAAAUAUAUAACCCCAAGUCUUCACGAAAAGUUUUCUAACUCAAAGUGAUCCACGAAAAAUUUGAAAUAUUUCCACUGAAAUGAAAAUAACUGAAUUUAUUUGUGUGCUGGUUUUGCUGGUUGUGCUCUGCAGUCCCCAAGCGUCCUCUGUCAAGAGUUGCAGUUACACCGCGCUGACCGCCGGCCCUCAAGCCGUAACGUACGAUGCCGCCACAGAUAAGAGCGUGGAAUAUGUGGAUUAUGGCACCAACACGAACGGAAUUUGCGUACAGCGCGCGCGCUGCAGCAGGGAAUAUGUGACGCAAGUGAUCAAAUGCAGCGAUCUGCGAAUAACUUGUGAAAACCGCAAAUUAUUUGAGGGAGAGUUUCCGGCCUGCUGUGUGAAGUGUUGACAUAAGAAGGGAGAAAUGUUAAAUGGGUUUAAGCGAACGGUGUGACGAAAAAUGAGAAUAAUGGAAACAAUAAAAAAUGUGGAAGAAAAAUGUUUAUCAAAAUUA